Messenger RNA from Culicoides brevitarsis, 1358 nucleotides. Its product is annotated as DNA repair protein RAD51 homolog 1-like. Gene Ontology annotation, cellular component: condensed nuclear chromosome. The transcript is spliced from 3 exons. Gene Ontology annotation, molecular function: ATP binding; double-stranded DNA binding; ATP-dependent DNA damage sensor activity. Bases 97 to 1143 code for a protein of 348 amino acids. Gene Ontology annotation, biological process: chromosome organization involved in meiotic cell cycle; mitotic recombination; DNA recombinase assembly. The record is from RefSeq and is a predicted model, not a curated record. Lineage: Eukaryota; Metazoa; Arthropoda; Insecta; Diptera; Ceratopogonidae.
GUCACGCGCCAUAAUCGGUCGUUCAAGAAAAACAAUUCUUUUAUUGCGAAUUUCAUUCAUUUUCUCUCUGCAAAAACCUUGCUAAACACAAAUAUCAUGGCUGAACAAGCAAGUCGCUCGACUGUUGCCUCAACAGUUGAAAAUUCUGCUGCACAAGUUGAAGAGGAAGAUGAGGACGAAGGAGGUCCGAUUCCCAUUCAAAAGUUGGAGGGAAACGGAAUAACUUCUGGCGACAUCAAAAAGUUACAAGAAGCCGGCUACUACAGUGUUGAAGCGGUCGCUUUCACACCACGCAAAACUCUGGCAACAAUCAAAGGGAUCUCCGAAGCCAAAGCAGACCGACUUUUAUUGGAAGCUCACAAAUUAGUCCCUCUCGGUUUCACAACUGCCACAGAUUUCCAUCAAAAACGCUCGGAAAUCAUUCAAUUGACAACGGGUUCUCGUGAAUUAGACAAACUAUUGGGCGGAGGCUUGGAAACCGGAUCUAUCACGGAAGUCUUUGGAGAAUUUCGGACUGGAAAGACUCAGUUGUGUCACACAUUGGCAGUUACAUGUCAACUUCCAAUUUCCCAAGGAGGUGGCGAAGGCAAAUGCUUGUACAUCGACACCGAAGGCACUUUCCGUCCCGAACGUUUACUUUCCAUCGCGGAACGCUACAAGAUGGAUGCGAAUGCCGUUCUUGACCACGUCGCCUUCGCUCGUGCCUACAACACCGACCACCAAACCCAAUUGCUCAUAAAUGCCGCAGCGAUGAUGGCCGAGUCGCGUUACGCCUUACUCAUUGUGGACAGUGCUACGGCCUUAUAUCGCACGGAUUUCAGUGGUCGUGGCGAAUUAAGUGCCCGUCAAAUGCAUUUGGCACGUUUUCUGCGCAUGUUAUUGAAGCUCGCGGACGAAUUUGGAGUCGCAGUUUUGAUCACGAAUCAAGUUGUGGCACAAGUGGAUGGUGCUUCGAUGUUCGCGGCUGAUCCGAAGAAACCCAUUGGCGGGAACAUAAUGGCUCAUGCAAGUACUACACGAUUGUAUUUGCGCAAAGGUCGCGGCGAGAAUCGAAUGUGCAAGAUAUACGAUUCGCCCUGUCUUCCCGAAUCUGAAUGCAUGUUCGCCAUCAAGGCAUCGGGUAUCGGCGAUGCCACCGAAUAAUGUAAAUUUUAUGAUAAUAAGAAAAAACGUUCGUAAAAUUUGAACGAAAACGCCAAUGUCAAACGAACAGAUGAUUCGAAAAGCUCAGAAUCAGCAUUUGCCGCACUGCAUUUAUACUAAUUUUUCGUUUUCUAAUGCUUUUUUUAAGAAGAAGAAUUAAAUUUAAUAUAUUUUGUGAAUUGAAAUAACAUAAAUUAAACAAAUAAAUAAGUAAA